Messenger RNA from Salarias fasciatus (jewelled blenny), 1430 nucleotides. Its product is annotated as FUN14 domain-containing protein 1. The transcript is spliced from 5 exons. Gene Ontology annotation, cellular component: mitochondrial outer membrane. Gene Ontology annotation, biological process: autophagy of mitochondrion. The record is from RefSeq and is a predicted model, not a curated record. Bases 457 to 942 code for a protein of 161 amino acids. Lineage: Eukaryota; Metazoa; Chordata; Actinopteri; Blenniiformes; Blenniidae.
UGUAGCCCCGCCCUCUCCUCCCGGCUCAGCCAAUGGGAGCGCUCCGAUGUGAUCACGUGACUUCCCUGCUAUAUCAUUCUUUUAUCUUUAAUAUUCAUUUAAUCUUUUAAAUCCUUUUUGUUAUUAAAAACAAUAAGCACUGUAUUUGAAUUCUUUCCCAUGAUGCAUUUCCUGAAGUUUCCUUUGAAUUAAUAUAUUUUGACCCGAGGUUUGUCCCGGAUGGUGACUGCAGUGCAUCAUUUCCUUCCAAGUGUCACACUCUCUCCGGGAGUUCAUCUUCAUAUGGGGAAACCGCGCUUGCAGCGCCUCGGUGGUGAUCCGUGUGAUCGAUCUGCUGGGGCUAAUCAACUGAGAUGAGAGCGUUUUUUAAUAUAUGUACCUGACGUGGCAUUGCGUCACGGAGUGGGCGUGGCCUAUCAUUGUCAACAUCCUGGUGACAUAACGAGCUUCUCCAAAAUGGCGACAGCGGACCAAAGAGAAGAUGCAGGUCCAGACGACCCGGAGAGCGAGGACGAGGUGUACGAGGUGGUGGACCUGACGGAGUACGCCCGCAGGCACCAGUGGUGGAGCCGAGUGUUCGGGAGCAACUCGGGCCCCAUCGCGGAGAAGUACUCUGUGGCCACGCAGCUCAUGAUGGGAGGGGUGACGGGAUGGUGUGCUGGAUACGUCUUCCAGAGGGUGGGCAAGAUCGCAGCGACUGCUGUGGGCGGAGGCUUCCUUCUCCUGCAGAUUGCCAACCACAGUGGCUACGUGCAGGUGGACUGGAAGAAGGUGGAGAAGGACGUGAACAAAGCCAAGAAGCACCUGAAGAAGAAAGCCAACAAGGCCGCCCCCGAAAUCAACACUUUCAUAGAGGAGGUAAAGGCCACGGACUUCAUCAAGAGGAACAUCGUGCUGUCCAGCGGCUUCGUGGGAGGCUUCUUCCUCGGCCUGGCCUCCUGAAUCUGCCUUCUUUCAUACUGUGAACACUUCAGAGACCCCCCCUCCCCCCUCCUCAUCCAGCAUGAGCCGUCGUGACCGUGGCACUGACUCACUCUUGGGUUUUUUAUUGGUUCUGAAACUGAAGCAUGCUCUGGUUCUUCAGCUGUAAAUAAAUUGCCUUCUUUAUUUUUCCCCCUGUAAAUAUGAUCGACACGCCACCGCUGACAGUUUUUAGCACUACCGGUUUACUGAGCAUCAGCAGAAUACGUACUGUACACGGAGAGGUGGACACUGGACCAGCAGGAGGCCAGACGAGACUCCGGAGCGUUGAACAGAAGCCAGCUGCUUCCUUCUGUUACAGCUUUGCCUUUUUUUUUCUCUUUUUCAGUGCAAUAUGAAGCAGUGUUGAUGAUGUGACCCUCAUUCUUGUAUUUAAUGUUACUUUCUCCUGUGUGGAUUUGGUUCAUGUCUCAUGCAAUAAUAAAGCUGCCUGAUUUUGUUGUAAUUGA